Microplitis demolitor is the source of this 4891-nucleotide messenger RNA. RefSeq names its product ras GTPase-activating protein 3 (gene RasGAP1). Bases 47 to 3094 code for a protein of 1015 amino acids. The transcript has 12 exons. Gene Ontology annotation, biological process: intracellular signal transduction; regulation of GTPase activity. The record is from RefSeq and is a predicted model, not a curated record. NCBI's taxonomy places the organism in Eukaryota, Metazoa, Arthropoda, Insecta, Hymenoptera, Braconidae.
CUUGCGUUCUGUUCGUGUAGUCACUCAGUAGUGUCAUGGAGGUAACAUGGCCGAGGAGACGCGCCUAGUUCGCGUUGAGGAGAGGCUAAAAAUUAAAAUCGGUGAGGUAAAAAAUCUUUUAAGUCGAGGCCAUGGAUCCCCAGGAACACGAGAUGUCUAUUGUGCACUGUCACUUGAUCAAGAGGAAAUCUUUCGCACUAGUACGAUGGAACGAACUCUCAAUCCAUUCUUUGGUGAAGAGUUCCAGUUUGAGGUGCCGCGAAAGUUCCGCUACCUCGGUAUUUACGUUUAUGACCGUGACAGACACUUGAAACAAGAUAAGAUCCUGGGAAAAGUGGCGAUUAAACGUGAAGAUUUAGCAACGUACCAUAACAAAGAACAUUGGUUUCCAUUGAGGCCAGUUGAUGCUGACUCAGAAGUACAGGGUAAAGCACAUCUGGAGCUUGCACUACAGCCCCAAGUUAAUCACGCACAGCCUAAACUUACAGUACGAGUUAUUGAGUGUAGUGAAUUGACUAUUAAAAAUGGUGGUUGUGAUCCAUUUGCAAUCGUUACGGUGAUUUACAGUAAUGGUAAACAAAUAAGUAAACGUACAAAAGUUAAAAAAAAGACUGUGUCGCCGUACUUUAAUGAAAUAUUUAUAUUUGAACCGGAAUUGAUUGAGCCAAAAGACAAAGAUGUUUCCCACUACUCUAUUGACGGUGGAGAAGUUGGUGAAGUUGUUGUAGGGCUUUGGCACGCUUCACCAGGAAUGGGUGAACAAUCAGCAUUUCUUGGUGAAGUUCGCGUUACUUUAAGAGGCCUGAAAAAACAACCCACUAGCACAACAACUGCUUGGUAUUUCCUGCAACCGCGGGCAGCCAAACACCGUCCAAGUAAAAUAACACAGAAUUCAACACCACCGGGAACGCUACCAGAUCUUGGGUCGUUACGUUUGAAGAUACAUUACACAGCAGACCAUGUAUUUCCAUCUGAAAUGUAUGAUAGAUUACGUAGUUUACUGUUACAAAGUGUUAAUAUUCAACCGAUAACGUCUUCAGCGGUUUAUAUACUUGGCGAAAUAGUUGCUAGUAAAAUGGAAGCUGCUCAACCCUUGGUUAGGGUCUUGGUACAUCAUGGGCAACUAGUAUCUGUUAUGAGAGCGUUAGCUAGUCAUGAAAUCUCAAAAUUAACGGAUCCCACGACAAUUUUCCGUGGUAAUACGCUGGUCAGUAAGAUGAUGGAUGAAGGUAUGCGAUUAGCUGGACUUCAUUAUCUUCAUAGUACCUUGAGGCCAGCUAUGGAGCAGGUUUUUCUCGAAAAAAAGCCAUGUGAAAUUGAUCCUACGCGAGUUAAAGAUGCCAAUACAAUUCAAACUAAUUUGGCUAAUUUAAAGGAGUACGUAGAACGUGUAUUUACAGCAAUAACGACAUCAGGUGUACGAUGUCCACCAUUAAUGUGUGAAAUGUUUUGGUGCUUAAGAGAACUUGCUGCUACUUAUUUCCCAAAGAAUAAAGAAGUGCGAUACUCGGUUAUUAGCGGAUUUAUAUUUCUCAGGUUUUUCGCUCCUGCGAUACUAGGUCCAAGAUUAUUUGACAUAACAACUGAACAAAUUGAUUCUCAAACGAAUAGAACAUUAACGCUUAUUUCAAAGACAAUCCAGAGCUUAGGAAAUUUGGUUAGUUGUCGAGGUGGUGCUGGAAGUGUCUGUAAAGAAGAGUACAUGGAAGGCGUGUAUAGAGAAUUUUAUACAGAAAAACAUAUACAAGCUGUAAAACAAUUUUUAGAAUUAAUUUCAACUAGUAGUAGUAGUGGUAUGACUCGGCAAAGACCGACAAUUCUUCAAGAACAACCAGUAGUUUUAAAAGAAGGAGUAAUGAUCAAAAGAGCACAAGGUCGUAAACGUUUUGGACGUAAGAAUUUUAAACAAAGAUAUUUUAGACUGACUACGCAAGAUUUGACCUACUCAAAAACAAAAGGGAAGGAGCCAUUGUGUAGAAUAUUAUUGGAAGAAAUAUUGGCUGUGGAGAGAUUACAUGAAGACUCAUUUAAAAUGAAAAAUAUGUUUCAAAUAGUACAACCACAACGUGCAUUAUAUGUACAAGCUGGUAAUUGCGUUGAGGAAAAAGAAUGGAUUGACAUACUUACUAAAAUCUGUCAUACAAACAGUAACAGACUAGAGAGGUAUCAUCCGAGCGCUUACAUCAACGGCCACUGGCUGUGCUGUCGAGCAAUUUCUGAGGUAGCUCCUGGCUGCAGUGAAGUGUCUCCAGGUAUUGAAGCAGGUUUGAGAAUGGUCCUGGAUCCAGACCGCGAUCUGCAGAGGAUUCAUUCACUUAUCUUCACUAAUAUGCCGAGAUUAGAGACAUUGAUGAGUGCAUGUGAAUGUCAAGCAGUCUAUGGUGCCAGUGAAAUGUGUGUUUUACCAGGUGGUGGUUCACCAAUUGAAGAUGUACCUUCGUGUUUUAAAACACUCACUGCAUUAAGAGAAGCUGCAUUUGCAUUGCAACAUGAACAUCGUGCUUACUUUAGGAAAUUAGCUCGUGACACCAAAUAUGGAAGCAAACAAGCACCAAUUGGUGAUGACAACUACCUCCACUUAGCUGCAAGAGCCGGAUUUGAUAAUCAGCUUACGAAACGUUCUGCCUAUACAGACUCUGAUGGCCUCAAUCAACGAUGCAUAGAAGCAGGAUUCUAUGACGGUUUUACACGUCGUAUUGAGACGGAUCGUAGAUACGAUGAAUCAUUACGAAAGUGUUUGGAUUCAGAUUCAAUAAAUCGUAGGUAUGAAAAUGAAAAUAAUACAUUGAAACUCUAUGAGAGUAAUACAGAACGAAAUGAUCUCAAUAAAUUUGACCGUAGUUUGAACAAUACAUUAAAAUCAGAUAGAGUCGUUGAAAGAAAUGGUAAUGAAAAUUUAGAAAAUCAUAGGCGAAUGGAAAUGAAUAAUUUAUUAAGCAGUGAGGGUGUCAGUUUAUCGGGUUCAUUGUCUAGGAAAUUGAGUAAUUAUGAUAAUGUUAAAAAAUUAAAUAAUGACAGUUCAUUAUCAUGGAGAAUAAGAGAUGAUGCGUCUGAUAUAUCAUCCAGUUCUAUGAGUGGUCGUGGAAAUAAUUGAAUUUUUUUUAUUGAUUAUUUAAUUACUAUUAAUUAAUUAGUAAUAUAACAAAAACCAGUGAAAAUAAUAUUCUUCUCUUCCAUGAAAUUAAUGUAUGCCGCACUUGAAUGCUGAUAAUUGUUUAAAUUUAUACGUUAAAUCAUCGAUUAUUAAUAACUCAUCUGUUCAUUUUCAUCCCUUACAAUUAUUGUUAUGACUACGUUAAUUAUUUUAUUAUUAAUAUCAUAAUUAUUAUUAAUACGCACAUUUGUAUAAUUGAUAUUAAUUACUUUAUUAAUUAAUUUAAGUGUUAGGAAAAACAAACAAAACAUAACGAAUGUUAUUUAUAAAAAAAAUCUUUUACUAUUUAUUUAUUUUUAUUUAUUUUAAAAGUUGUCACGAUUUAUUAUUUUUAAUUAUUAAUUAUUAUUACUUGUAAACACGUGACAAGUGUAAGAAACUGUAAAUUCAAUAAUGUUGAUGAUUAUUAAAGUGUCAAUGGACUACAUAAAAAAAAAAAGAAACGUAAUCUCAAUUUAUCAAAGUUUAUCUUUUAUAUCAUCACGAUAAUAAUGGUGCUCAAUUAAUCUGAUUAAUGAGUUUAACGCCACGUUAACUUUGAUAGAAAAAAAAUUAAAUAUCAUCAAUUUAUAUUUUUCUUUCAAUCAUUCAUUCAUUAAUAGUUUUUUACUGGAGUUAAUGACUCAUUAUAAAAAAAAAAUUCAUUUUUAAGUAAAUGAUUUCGUUUAUUUAACGAUAAGACCAAAUAAAUUUAAAAAAAUAAUAAUAAACAGCAAAUAAAAUUCAUCCAAUUUAUUUGCUACUACAUAAUCAAGCUCGAUCUCUUGAAUUGAUAAGUUGUUUUUAUUCAUUAAUUCUAAUUACAUUUAAAUUAAAUAAAAAGAUCUAAUUUUGAACUGAUUGUAGGUAUUAGGAUCUGAUACUUUUUUUACGAUACGUCGCGCAAUUUUUUUUUUUUAUUACUGAGCACAAAGAUAAACAAUUUAUAAACAGCUGUUACAAAUUGUCUUUAAUGUAAUCUAAUUUAUUAUUAUUUUUUUUUUUCGACUAAAAAUAGAUACAAAUUAAAAAAUGACAUAAAAUCUAGAUUAAUUAUUUAUUUAUAUAUUUUCUUUGUAAUUAUAAUUAUAAUUGCAGAUAUUUUUUUUUAAUUAAAAAAUUUGAUAAAUAUUUGCAUUUAUUAUUUUUAUAAAAUUUAAUUUAAAAAAAAGUAUAACAAUAAAUCUUUAAUAAUGAAGAUUGAGAAUACGUUGAAGCAGUAGUUGACGUAAAGUGAAAUAAAAAAAAGAGGCUUGAUAAUUGUAAUUAUAAAUUAGAAUGAAAAUUUUAAAUUUUGUGUCGUUAGAAAAAUAUUUUUUAAAAAAUCGGUGUAGAAUCCCUCCAUUGUAGUAAGCGUUAAUUAAUAAUUAGCCUUGAGAUAUUAAUUAAGCUAAUUGUGAAUUGUAAAACACCAAUUAAGAAUACCAAGAAAAAAGUUGUCGUUAAUAUUCAAUAUAUUAUUAAUUAAUUUAUAUAUCUUAUUAUAACUUAUUGGAUAUAAAAAAGAAGAAAAAAAAACUUAUAAGAUUGAUCCAAUAAAUGUACAGUGUACAGAAUUCAUCUAUGUCCAGAUAUAUAGAUUUAUUAUAUAGAUCUAAACAAAUUCUUUCGUUGUCUCUCUUUAUGAUUACUUUAAUUAUUAGUAAUAAUAUUAUUAUUAUUGUAGAAUUAAAUUUUAAAAAAAUUAUAAGUAAUAAUUUUUAUUGUCCGUUAGUAUUUAAAUAUUAUUUAGUGUACAGAUUUAUAUAAUUAUAAGAU